AGUUGGUUGAAUAGCCAAGGCGACUUCUGCCGGCUGGCUAGUGUUGCAGUGAAGUGAUCAUGGCGAGGGAGGGCGUGCAGAGAGAACGAGUUACAAAGUCUUAUUGGGGUUGCCACCCCUAACUCAAUCCAACAAAUUAGUGCUGCUUCUGUUCUCUCUCUUUCCCCAAGAUGACAGGCCUUGCAUGGUCAUUGGCAAUCUAUGGUUUUGCCGUCACCUUGUCAGCUCAGCUGGUCACAGCUCAAACAUCCACCGUCGCCGCCGUGCCAGCCAAUACAGAGUACGCUAACAACGGUCAGGCAACUGGACCUUAUGAAGGCCAAUUGAAUCCAACUGCCUCUGUCAAUGCAGGUGGUUUUGAUCAAUCCGACAAUGGAGCUAAUAGCAAAAGUCAAAGCUGGAUCUCGUCUAAUUCUCACUGGGUGAUCAUUCUUGUGCUCUGUCUGCUGGUGCUCGCAGCUUUAAUAUAUUAUAUUUCAAAAAGCAUUCGCGGUGUCCGUAAGAAGAUGCUGAAAGGCGACCAAGACGGAUUACCUUUACAGAAUAGAGGGGGCUACACUGCACCUUACGAGCAACACAUGAACGAGUCAAUUCACCCUCCUCCCAUGUAUUCCUACGAACCACCAAAGUAUGAACAGGCUGUUCGAUACUAAACCUCCCUUUGCGCGUAUGGCUCCCCCUCACGUUUUGCUGGCGAACGUUUCCUUUCAUCAUCACGGUAGAUACUGAGCCAUACUACUACAUUCCAUACAAUGACUGUAUUUUGUGAACUCGAUGGGACCUUUCCAUAUUUUCCCGAACCCUGUUUUUUUUUUUUUUUUGUUUUUUUUGCCCUCCUUCACAGAGCAAGCAAGCGAUAUUCAUAUUCAGUAUUCCCCCUAUUUCCUCUCUUCUCCAUUUCUUCCACGUAACUAUAACCAAUCUAUAAAUUUUUGCACCUCGCUUUCAUGUACAAAAUACCAACCAACCGUGUUGAUGAAGUGAGAGAGUUAUACGUCAGACAGCAACAUAGUCCAUAUCUCAAUCAACGGAUCUUCAAUGU
Molecule: messenger RNA, 1042 nt
Organism: Umbelopsis ramanniana AG
Lineage: Eukaryota; Fungi; Mucoromycota; Umbelopsidomycetes; Umbelopsidales; Umbelopsidaceae
Exons: 1
Coding region: 171-653 (160 amino acids)
Source: RefSeq, a predicted model, not a curated record